This is a messenger RNA of Aspergillus uvarum CBS 121591, 1926 nucleotides long. Its product is annotated as RING finger protein. Gene Ontology annotation, biological process: ubiquitin-dependent protein catabolic process; protein polyubiquitination; positive regulation of proteasomal ubiquitin-dependent protein catabolic process. Gene Ontology annotation, molecular function: zinc ion binding; ubiquitin protein ligase activity; ubiquitin conjugating enzyme binding. NCBI's taxonomy places the organism in Eukaryota, Fungi, Ascomycota, Eurotiomycetes, Eurotiales, Aspergillaceae. Gene Ontology annotation, cellular component: ubiquitin ligase complex; cytoplasm. The record is from RefSeq and is a predicted model, not a curated record. The transcript is spliced from 4 exons. The coding region runs from base 251 to 1786 and encodes 511 amino acids.
GACGCUUGUAGACAACGCGACCACAGCAGCAGCGACAGCCGCCGCCACCACCUCCACCUCCGAUACCAACGUCGCCUUCGCGCCCGCCGCCACCGCACCCUGCUCUUCUGACAAAUCCACCCGGAAAAAGCUCAAGUCGACCGACCGGGACCCCGACACCGAAUCCCUUGCUGCGCUCUCCACCGGCCUCUCGGACUUCGUGGAGGAGGAGAAGAAGGCGACCGAUCUCGUUACCCCUGCGUCGACCAGUAUGGAGUCCGACGAGGAUUUCAUGAGCGUUGGUUCCAGUCCCGAUGACUUUCUGGACACCCAAGGCAGUGAUAUCGAGAGUCUGGGCGACGACUUCGGUGACGAAUUUGAUGGCGGGUUCUCCAAAGACAAGGAUAUUAUCGCGACGAAACGGAAGCCGUACGAGGUAGAGUUCAAAGUCUUGAGUCCGGACGACAUCGAGCGGCAACAGAAUGUGCAGAUCAAUGAGGUUUCCUCAAUUCUCGGCCUGCCCCCGGAGUCAUCGGCUAUCCUGCUGCGGUACGGACGGUGGAAACGCGAGAAGUUGAUCGAAUCGUAUAUGGAUCAUCCGGAAGAGACCCUGGAGGAGGCGGGUCUGGGGACCAACUUUGAGGGAACGCCGCAGACCGAGGUGGUAUCCGGGUUCAUGUGUGAAAUUUGCUGCGAAGAUGGCGACGAGCUCGAGACGUAUGCUAUGCGCUGCGGGCACCGCUUCUGCGUCGACUGCUAUCGCCACUACCUGGCCCAGAAGAUUCGCGGGGAGGGUGAGGCCGCGCGGAUCGAAUGUCCCGGCAAUGACUGUCACAUGAUUGUGGACUCGAAAUCAUUAGGACUGCUUGUGACGGAUGAUCUGCGGGAAAGAUACAAAGCUCUCCUUAUGCGGACGUACGUCGACGACAAAGAUAAUCUCAAAUGGUGCCCUGCACCGGAAUGUGUAUAUGCGAUAGAUUGCCCUAUCAAACAACGCGACCUGCGGCGCAUUGUGCCCACAGUCCAGUGUGACUGUAAGCACUACUUCUGUUUUGGAUGUACACUCAACGACCAUCAGCCUGCACCAUGCACGCUGGUCAAGAUGUGGCUGAAGAAGUGCGAGGAUGAUUCCGAGACAGCAAAUUGGAUCUCCGCCAACACGAAAGAGUGCCCGAGAUGCCAUUCAACGAUCGAGAAGAACGGUGGCUGCAACCACAUGACGUGUCGAAAGUGUAAGCAUGAGUUUUGCUGGAUGUGCAUGGGACUAUGGUCGGAGCAUGGCACCAGCUGGUACAACUGCAAUCGAUACGAGGAGAAGUCCGGGUCGGAGGCCCGCACUGCGCAGGCGCGAUCUCGGGAGUCGUUGGAGCGGUACCUCCACUACUACAACCGAUAUGCCAACCACGAGCAGUCGGCCAAGUUGGAUAAGGACCUGUACCUGAAGACCGAGAAGAAGAUGACCAGUCUUCAAUCACAAUCCGGUCUCUCGUGGAUCGAAGUCCAGUUCCUGGACACCGCAUCACAGGCACUGCAACAAUGCCGACAGACCCUGAAGUGGACGUAUGCGUUUGCCUAUUACCUCGCGCGCAACAACCUGACCGAGAUCUUCGAGGACAACCAGAAGGAUCUAGAGAUGGCCGUGGAGAGUCUGAGUGAAAUGUUCGAGAAACCGGUACCAGAGCUCGCAAAACUGAAGGUCGAUAUUUUGGACAAAACGGCUUACUGUAACAAACGGCGGGUGAUUCUGCUGAGUGACACAGCAGAGAAUCUGAAAAAUGGAGAAUGGUCAUUUAAUGUGGAUUGGUAGAGAACAGACAUACUCAACUUCUUUCCUUCCCCAUUCCCGUUCAACUAGAAGCAAGCAUAAGAAAUCACGACGUGCAUGACAAAUAACCAGCGCAUAUGGAUUUUUUUUCUCCCUUCAUCAUCGACACUUAUAUUUAUCUC